Molecule: messenger RNA, 6395 nt
Organism: Grus americana (Whooping crane)
Lineage: Eukaryota; Metazoa; Chordata; Aves; Gruiformes; Gruidae
Gene: EPHA6
Product: EPH receptor A6
Exons: 18
Coding region: 717-3824 (1035 amino acids)
Biological process (GO): protein phosphorylation; axon guidance; cell surface receptor protein tyrosine kinase signaling pathway
Cellular component (GO): neuron projection; plasma membrane
Molecular function (GO): ATP binding; transmembrane-ephrin receptor activity; protein binding
Source: RefSeq, a predicted model, not a curated record
CAGCGAACAUCACACUAGAGCCGCCUGAUUUCUGAUUGCUCCGCGGGAGAGGGGAAGAGACAGACAUUGAGAGGGGCGAGCGGCAGAGCCGGGGACGGCGGCGGAGGGGUCGGGGAUGCCGCCCCGCAAGUUUCCUUGACGCCUUCGGGAGCGUGAGGAGGCGCCCGGCCCUUCUCCCACUCCCGCCUCAGGAACUCGGCGGCAGGUGCGAGACGCUCCACCGUGGGAAACUGAAGCCCCUCAGCGCUGUCUCCGGCCGGGGAUGCGGGGGGCCGUGCAGCACGGACGGGGGAGGAGGCUGCUCCCGCGGAGGAGACUGCUGAAGCUGCUGGGGGCGCUUCUGCGGGGCUGAAGGUGCCACCGGCCGGAGCCGGCGGAGGGAGCGGGGCGCGACCCUCCCAUCCCCCGAAGUUGCCGGCGCUCUCCCGGCUCCCAGCGCCGCCACCCAUCGCGGCAGGGCGGCAGCGGGGGCUCCCGGCGCCCCCGCCCGCCCGCGCCCUCAGGGCCUCCGCCGUGCCCCGGGACUCCGCUGGUGGAUGCGCCCGCCCCGGCCCGGGCAGCCCCCGGCGGCAGUGCAGGCAGCCCAGCCCGCCGGGCCGCACCGGAUCCAGCCGGGCCGGCGGGCGGGGGAGCCGCGGCGGCGUUCCCCGCUGGCCUGAAGGAGGACGGGGAGCCUCGGCGGGCCCAGGACGCGGAGCGCUCGUCGGGCACCAGCCAUGGGGUGUUGUGAGGUGAGGGGAUUGCUCUGGAGAGUCGGCCUCUUCCUCCCCCUGCUGACAGCGCGCCCCGCCGCCGCCGGUCACGUCGCCAGCAACCACGUUGUGUUACUUGAUACUACAGCUGCCCUUGGAGAACUAGGAUGGAAAACAUUUCCUUUAAAUGGGUGGGAUGCCAUAACUGAAAUGGAUGAACACAAUCGUCCCAUUCAUACUUACCAGGUAUGUAACGUGAUGGAACCAAACCAAAACAACUGGCUUCGAACAAACUGGAUCUCCCGUGAUGCUGCACAGAAAAUUUACGUGGAGAUGAAGUUUACCCUGAGGGACUGCAACAGUAUUCCAUGGGUACUGGGAACCUGCAAGGAAACUUUCAAUCUCUACUACAUGGAGUCAGAUGAGUCUCAUGGAGUAAAAUUCAAGCCAAACCAGUACACCAAAAUUGAUACUAUUGCAGCUGAUGAGAGUUUUACCCAGAUGGACUUGGGUGACCGCAUUCUUAAACUCAACACAGAAGUUCGUGAGGUUGGGCCAAUAAACAAGAAAGGAUUCUAUCUUGCUUUUCAGGACAUUGGAGCAUGCAUUGCUUUGGUUUCAGUCCGUGUUUAUUACAAAAAGUGCCCUUUCACGGUCCGUAAUUUGGCUAUGUUUCCUGAUACUAUUCCAAGGGUUGAUUCUUCCUCUUUGGUGGAAGUACGGGGCUCCUGUGUGAAGAGCGCUGAGGAACGUGAUACUCCAAAAUUGUAUUGUGGAGCAGAUGGGGAUUGGCUUGUGCCUCUUGGACGAUGUAUCUGCACUGUAGGAUAUGAAGAAGUGGAUGGCUCCUGCCAUGCUUGCAGGCCUGGAUUCUAUAAAGCAUUUGCAGGAAACGUGAAGUGCUCCAAAUGCCCUCCACACAGCUUGACUUACGUAGAAGCAACUUCUGUCUGUCAGUGUGAGAAAGGUUACUUCAGAGCUGAGAAGGACCCACCAACUAUGGCAUGUACCCGGCCACCUUCUGCUCCGAGGAAUGUGAUUUUUAACAUUAAUGAAACAGCUCUCAUGUUGGAAUGGAGCCCCCCGAGUGAUACUGGAGGAAGAAAAGAUCUCACUUACAGUGUCAUCUGUAAGAAAUGUGGGUCAGAUGCCAGCCAGUGUGAGAUUUGUGGGGGAGGUAUCCGUUUCAUCCCCAGGCACACAGGUCUCAUCAACUCCUCUGUGACAGUGCUUGACUUUGUGUCACACGUGAACUACACCUUUGAAAUAGAAGCCACCAAUGGGGUCUCGGAGCUGAGUUUCUCUCCCAAGCAGUUCACAGCUAUCACGGUUACCACAGACCAAGACGCACCCUCCUUGAUAGGUAUGGUAAGGAAGGACUGGGCUUCCCAAAACAGCAUUGCCCUCUCCUGGCAAGAGCCGGACUUUCCCCAUGGAGCCAUUCUGGACUACGAGAUCAAGUACUAUGAGAAAGAGCAUGAGCAGCUCAGCUAUUCCUCCACAAGGUCCAAGGCUCCAAGUGUUAUCAUCACAGGUCUCAAGCCAGCCACCAAGUAUAUAUUUCAUAUCAGAGUCAGGACGGCAGCAGGAUACAGCGGCUAUAGCCAGAAGUUUGAAUUUGAAACUGGAGAUGAAACUUCUGAUAUGGCUGCGGAGCAGGGACAGAUUCUUGUAAUUGCCACGGCUGCUGUUGGUGGAUUUACUCUCCUGGUCAUCCUCACUUUGUUCUUCCUGAUCACUGGGAGAUGCCAGUGGUACAUAAAGGCCAAAAUGAAAUCUGAAGAGAAAAGAAGGGCUCAUUUGCAAAAUGGAGAUUUACGUUUCCCAGGAGUCAAAACAUACAUUGAUCCGGACACAUAUGAAGACCCAUCUCUUGCUGUGCAUGAGUUUGCAAAGGAGAUAGAUCCUUCAAGAAUUCGUAUUGAGAGAGUUAUUGGGGCAGGUGAGUUUGGAGAAGUAUGCAGUGGACGUCUGAAGACACCAGGAAAAAGAGAGAUACCUGUUGCCAUUAAAACUCUAAAAGGCGGCUAUGUGGACAGGCAGAGAAGAGAUUUCCUGAGAGAGGCUAGUAUCAUGGGACAAUUUGAUCACCCAAAUAUAAUUCGCCUUGAAGGAGUUGUUACAAAAAGAUCCUUUCCGACCAUUGGGGUGAAGUCUCUUUCGAGAUUCCUGAGGGCGGGAUUUUUAAAUAGCAUCCUGGCCUCACAUCCAGUGUCAGGGGGUGGAUCUUUACCCCCCAGCAUUUCCUCUGGCAGACCAGUAAUGAUUGUAGUUGAAUACAUGGAGAAUGGAUCCCUUGACUCAUUUCUGCGGAAACAUGAUGGCCACUUCACAGUCAUCCAGCUGGUGGGCAUGCUGCGGGGGAUUGCAUCUGGCAUGAAGUACCUCUCAGACAUGGGCUAUGUACACCGCGAUCUGGCAGCCCGUAAUAUCUUGGUCAACAGUAACCUCAUGUGUAAAGUCUCUGAUUUUGGUUUGUCACGAGUGCUAGAGGAUGAUCCUGAAGCCGCUUACACAACAAGCGGUGGAAAAAUCCCCAUAAGGUGGACUGCUCCUGAAGCGAUAGCUUACCGGAAGUUCUCUUCGGCAAGCGAUGCGUGGAGCUAUGGGAUUGUAAUGUGGGAGGUGAUGUCCUAUGGUGAGAGACCAUACUGGGAGAUGUCCAACCAGGACGUUAUACUGUCUAUUGAAGAAGGCUACAGGCUUCCAGCUCCCAUGGGCUGCCCAGCUUCUCUUCACCAACUAAUGCUUCACUGCUGGCAAAAGGAGAGGAACCACCGUCCCAAAUUUAGUGACAUUGUCAGCUUCCUAGACAAACUGAUCCGCAAUCCGAGCACCCUUCAUACGCUAGUGGAGGACGUACUUGUAAUGCCAGAUUCACCUGGUGAAGUUCCAGAAUAUCCUUUGUUUGUUUCAGUCAGUGACUGGCUGGACUCCAUAAAAAUGGGUCAGUAUAAAAAUAACUUCAUGGCAGCAGGUUUCACAACUUUGGAUAUGGUUUCAAGAAUGAGUAUUGAUGACAUUAGAAGAAUUGGAGUUGUACUCAUUGGACACCAGAGACGAAUAGUCAGCAGUUUACAGACUUUGCGGUUACACAUGAUGCACAUACAGGAGAAAGGAUUUCAUGUAUGAAAGUACUAGAAUCAACUGUGUUUUGUGCCUCAGCAUUUCUAAUAUGGAAAAAUAUUCUCAUUCUUCCCUUCUGCUCUUCCCAACUUCAAGAACUUCAGUCUCCUCUUCAGACUAUAAAAGUACUUCUAUGUUAAUGCUUCCAAACGGGAAUUUUUAAUCACACUGCAUAGCUCCUCCGCCAGUUAUCUGCCGAUAAAAUCCUGGCCUAUUGCAAGACUCUUGCUACACAUUGAUGAAUAACUCAGCAUGGAUGUGCAACUUUGUAUAACAGUAUUUGGGAAACUUUCAUGAACUUACUUGAAAGUAGUAAUCUAUUUGGCCUGGUGUGGCUUCUUUAUUGAUGUAUUUAGAGUUUGCUGGUAGAUCAAAAAGUAUUUGACUUCUUUCAUGUUCUGUGAUCAUGUAACUUCCAAUACCAAAUGUGCAAUCAAGAAGUUUGACAUAAAUAUUUAUUUUAUCUCUUAAUUAAAUCCAAAUGUAUGGGUCCUAUCGUUAUAUUACUUUAUAAUAGUUUGAAUGCUGGUAAGCCGGUGCCUCAAAAUGUUAGUAUUGUUUGCAGAAAUGACUGAUGAUUUUAUGUAGUGAGUUUUCAUUGUGUGAAUAAUUGGGAGGAUAGCGAGAGAAAUCUGUUUGAAAUCUUAAGGUCCUUGAUUUUGAAUUACUUUAGCACUCGACACUUUUUAUGCUUUAAAUUUUAGAUUAGGUUGGAAAAUUUGUUCGUCCUUCGGAUUUUUCACCACCCUAGACCUUCUUUGUUUGUUUUUUUUUAAUACUCAGCAUUUGCUUCUACUACAUGGCAAAUUAUCACUGGAAAACUGAUUUUAACGCUUCCAUAGCCAUGAGUAAAACAUGGUUGUCAGCUAUAUUAUGGCCACAUAGACUUCAGAAAGCUUUCUGUUCCAAAAAUGCAGACCUCUGCUGCUUGAACUAAGCAUAAUUUCCACCAGUGGUAGUAGACCUUAGAGGGCCAGCCACCGGUGGGGCGAUGUGUUUAUUCCCAUAGGAGCACGCCGGCCAGAUCAUCCUCCAGCUGAGGGCAGUGGUACAACCACCAACUAUUGCUGGAAGUUACACUCUGCGGUAUUCAGUUAUCUUGUACAUAGGCAGAAAAGGAGAUGUAGGACAGCAGUGUAAUAAUAUGUUGCCUUGAGUCUACUUCUAACUGCUUUUAGAAGUAAAAAGCAGGCUCUGCUGAAAUGGAGCUCUGGUUACUACGGGCUAGAUCUUCAUUUAGUACAGAUAUCUAAAUGACAUCAAAGACAAUUACCUUUAGAACUCUUCAAUAGCCAUAUUUACAUGCAAGAAAAUGGCUGCAAAGGCCUAACAUAAUAUUUGUACCUCUGUAAGACUUACAGCUUUCAUGUUUUAUUCAGACAACUUACACAGACGUGCUGGGCUACAUUUCCAAACUUUUGCACGGGAUAUGCGCUACUGGGAACAGGGGAACGUGCGCAUGUCUGCGUGCUGUAGAAAUCACGUGCAGAUCUACAUGCGUGUCACAUGUAAACUGGGUGCAGAUGCUUUUGUUGAUUUAUACAUUGUUUGGAGGACUUUUUGAGUUACGUGGCAUUCCAAUAUACUCAAGCAUUACAACUCUUCUGUUAAAACGUGCAUUUGGAUAAUUAGUAUAAUAUAUGUGUAUAUCAAAAUGAACUAACUACUUUAUGUAAUCAUAAUGGUAUUUACUGCUUAAUUUACAGCUUGUAGAUCAAAAUGUAUUUCCUAACUCUUGGAAAAGGUUGCCAUUGUAUACCAGUGGCAAAGAAGGAAAAUUGUAAAGCAACUCAGAAAAGAUUGUGCUUCCAACCAGUUCACAGCGUAAGACACGCUAGGCCUGAUUCACUGUUCUCACUUUAUGUUGGAAUAACUGCAUUAAGUGGGAUAAUGGUAGUGCACUAAGUAAAUUUUCCUUUCUUCCAUUUAAAAAAAAAAAAACCAAAACCAGAUUUAACUGAGGAACAAGUUUUCUAAAGAUCAGGAUUCAUCAGUGUUCUGCAAUGCCAAUUCGAUGAGUUUGUUCAAAGGAGGGCAGCUCCAGUCCUAUUCUAGCUACAAAGGUAAUUUUGUCAGCAUGAGUAGUCCCGCUGAACUCAGUAGGACUGUACAAGCAUGUGCGUUUCACAGGAUCACAGGCCUUUAGUGGGGAAAAAAAGCAUUUGUUCUUUUCUGUGACUGUCACUUGAAAAAUUCUGCCCCAAUUCUACAUCUGAAUAAUUUUUUGGUAAAGGUUCUCUUAUGGAAAGAAAAUCAUGCUUACCUGAAGCCUUUUAAAAAAUACUAUAAUCACAAAGUAAUUGAAAAGUUGAUUUUCCUUUAUCAUUUUGUUAUCCAUUUUGCCUGUCAUUGCUUCCGUGGCCAUCAACUUGACAUCUGUGGAAGGAGCCUCUCUCACAAUUAAAUACAUUACCGAGGAGGUAUGAGUCUGUUAUUUGUUAAUGGGGUUUCAAAAUUACUCAUAACUCAUCCAAACCAUGUAUGUGCACUUUUAAAUUCUCCUUUGCACAUUUAUUCAUUCCUGGUAGUGUGGAUGCAGAGCAGUACGUUACAUACACACAACCUGGAUAUAUUUCA